AGAGACGGAAGGCAAGUGAAGAAAGGCCAACCCAAUAGCAUAGUACCUUGGAUCUCGCAUAAACAUGGGAACCGCUUGGAGAAGAGCCUUUUGCACUAGCGACCCAGAAUCCACACUACACUCCAAACGCGCCACCCAAAGCUCCUCUCCUUCUCCUGGAACCUGCGCCAGAUUCAGCUUCCUCUCCUCGCCGUCACUGCACCACCACCCUCCUUCUUCUCCCCUCUCCCUCUUCAAAAACACCUUCAAAUUCAGAAGUAAUUGCGGAAUCUGUUCGAAUAGCGUGAAGACGGGACAGGGAACUGCCAUUUACACUGCUGAGUGCGGUCACGCGUUUCAUUUUCCUUGCGUAGUUUCCCAUGCACGCUCCCACGUCUGCCCCGUCUGUCAUGCCACGUGGAACGACGUCCCGCUCCACCAAAACGACGCCGUCCUUCGCACCGUUCAAACCCCAAACCAGAAACCACUCGCUCCUCCUUUCUCCCAAUCGGUAGCUUCCUACGACGACGACGAGCCUCUACCAACUUCUCUCACGUGCUCCACGCAAAUCGUUCCAAUUCCUGAAGCGGAUGAAAGCUCGCACGAGGAUGAGGAUGAAAACGACGAUGUAUCAGUCUUCCCUGGCUUUUCCGUCCAUCCAUAUCCUCAAUCCUCGUUGCGACACAACGCUGAGUCGAAAACUGUUCGAGUCAAGCUCAUGCACGAGUGCGCCAUUAUAUCAGUUUCCCCAAACUUUGAAACUCGUGCUUUGGUUUUACGAGUCAAGGCUCCGGCGCCGUCGCCGCCGCUGCGGAGACGGCAGGCGAUGGAUCUGGUGGCGGUGCUUGACGUUGGCAACGGUAUGAGCGGCGCGAAGCUUAACGUGUUAAAGCGCGUGAUGCGACUGGUGGUAUCCUCUGUCGGGGAUGCUGACCGGCUUGCCGUCGUGGCUUCGUCGGCUGAUUCGAAGCGGUUGUUACCUCUUCGCAGAAUGACGGCUCAGGGACAACGCACGGCUCGGCGCGUGGUGGACGGGGUCGUGUGUGGCCAAGGAUCCGGUGUUGGUGAAGAAGCGAUCAAGAAAGCGGGGAAAAUUCUCGAAGAUCGCAGGGAGAGAAAUCCUCUAGCGAGGAUUUUAAUUCUAUCCAACGGUGAUCACAACAGCAUGAGCAAUAAUCAACGGAGAAGCUUGAGCUACGUGUCCUCUAUCGGGUUCGAUUGUGUUGAAGUUCCGGUUCACUCGUUUGGGUUCGACAUAAAAACGACCGGUUUAACAACCGAACCGUUUGAGGAUGAUUUUACCCAAUACAUUAACAGAACAUUAAGCGUGGCGGUGCAGGAUUUAAGAAUUCGGCUUGGCUUCUCUGCGCCGGCUGAAAUUCGAGCCGUUUAUUCAUGCAGCGGGGGACCCACCGCGCUAAACGUAAACUCGGCUAGGCUUGGUGAUUUAUACGGCGAAGAAGAGAAGGAGUUGUUGGUGGAGGUCAGGGUGCCAACGUCAUCAUUGGGGAACCACCACGUGUUGACAGUGCAGUGUUUCAACAAAGACCCAGCAUCUCAAAAAUUCGUGUACAGUGCAGAACACCCAUUUACGGUGGUGCCGCCCAAGAAUUCUUUUCCCUGCGGCGGCAGGCUUGAGCGGUUGAGGAAUGUGUUUAUAACCAGCCGAGCCGUAGCCGAGUCAAGAAGGAUGGCGAAACACAAAGAGUUUUUGAGCGCUCAUCAUUUGCUUGCUUCGGCUCGUGCGCUUCUAGUGCAGUUCAGCUCUGCCGAGGAGUACGUGCACAGCUUGGACGCUGAGCUUGCAGAGCUUCAGAGGAGAAGACAGCACCGGGAGACGGUGGGGACGGGGCGGAGUGGAGAGAGCGAGAGAGAGGUAAGGUUGGUGGAUGACGGAGGCGAAGUGUUGACGCCGACAUCGGCUUGGAGAGCCGCUGAGAAGCUGGCUAAAAUGGCUAGGAUGAAGAAAUCGUUGAAUAAAGUUGGCGACUUGCACGGCUUCGAAAAUGCUAGGUUUUAAUAAACAAUGCUUAGCUGUUAUUGGUGUUUUAAAAAGAUAAUGUUGGUUCCUGAAGAUGUACAAAAUAAAGUUAAGUUUGGGAUAA
This is a messenger RNA of Vigna angularis (adzuki bean), 2084 nucleotides long. RefSeq names its product E3 ubiquitin-protein ligase WAV3. The record is from RefSeq and is a predicted model, not a curated record. The coding region runs from base 65 to 1999 and encodes 644 amino acids. The transcript is spliced from 2 exons. Lineage: Eukaryota; Viridiplantae; Streptophyta; Magnoliopsida; Fabales; Fabaceae.